Messenger RNA from Vigna radiata var. radiata (mung bean), 1930 nucleotides. RefSeq lists its product as uncharacterized. Lineage: Eukaryota; Viridiplantae; Streptophyta; Magnoliopsida; Fabales; Fabaceae. The record is from RefSeq and is a predicted model, not a curated record. Gene Ontology annotation, molecular function: calcium ion binding; 3'-5'-RNA exonuclease activity. The coding region runs from base 169 to 1596 and encodes 475 amino acids. The transcript is spliced from 11 exons.
GCGUUUGCUUGCUCAUCACAAGCCAGAGAAAAGGCGAUCGUUGCAAAAGUAAGAGAUAAGAGAAGCAGAACCAUAAAAAGCUCCCUGACCGAUUUUGAAUUUCUUCUUAAAGGACAUAAAUUUAAGUUCAAGGUAUUACCUUUAUUGGCUGUGGCGAGGAUCUGGAGAAUGGUGGUGGCUGCGGGCGCGAAGUUUAAUUUGAGAAGAGAUAAUAGUUCUUCUCAUAAUGGUAUCAACGGUUAUAGCGGUGAUGCAGAACUUUCCAGAAUUAGCAGGGGUUGCUGUUUCACAUCAGUGACAGAGGUGGACAGAGACCCUUCUUGCGUUUCAUUCACCACUUUCAACAUUCUGGCUCCGAUUUACAAACGGACGGAUCCUCAGAACCAAGGCAUACGUGAAAGUAACUGCAGAUCAUUGUGGUUGUCCAGGAAUGAGAGGAUUCUCGAUUGCUUGCUUUCUGAAUCAUCUUCCAUUAUGUGCCUCCAGGAAUUUUGGGUUGGAAACGAAGAGCUUGUUCACAUGUAUGAGGAGAGACUUGGAGAUGCUGGCUACAAUCUCUUCAAGCUUGGUCGAACCAACAACCGUGGAGAUGGUCUACUGACUGCUAUACAUAAAGAAUGGCUAAGAGUUUUGGAUUAUCGAGAGUUGCUUUUCAACGAUUGUGGCGAUCGUGUUGCUCAAUUGCUACACGUUCAGUCAGUUUCCCCCUCACAAAACCAAAAAGGCAGUGUUCCCCAAGAGUUUCUGAUUGUGAACACCCACUUGUUAUUUCCUCACGAUUCAAGUCUUUGUUUAGUAAGAUUGAAUCAGGUUUACCAAAUAUUGCAGUAUGUGGAAUUAUAUCAGAGAGAAAACAGGCUCAAACCCAUGCCUAUCAUACUCUGUGGAGACUGGAAUGGCAGCAAGCGUGGUCAUGUUUACAAGUUCCUUAGGUCACAGGGGUUUGUAUCAUCGUAUGAUAUUGCUAAUCAAUACAGUGACAGUUAUGCCGAUGCUCACAAGUGGGUUAGUCACAGAAAUCACAGAGGAAAUAUCUGUGGUGUUGACUUCAUUUGGCUUUGCAAUCCCAACCAAGCACGUAAACCUUUGAAGACCAGUUGGGCUGAAGCUGUAUUUAGUAUACUAAAAUUCCAGUUGCGAAAAGCAUCAGAAAAUGAUGCAUUUGCCUUUCUGAAGGGUGACAACUAUGCUGAUUCUGUGACAUAUUUUAGUUUCUCCGAAGCACUUCGGCAGGUAAAGUUAAUUGGUGUGCCUUAUGGACUAUGCUUUCAACAAUUACAAGAUCUGUGGAAUCAUGCAGAUGUAGAUGGAAAUGGUGUCAUCGACUUCGAAGAGUUCAAGCAGAAGAUUUGGAAUUCAGCAUGUCCAGAUCAUGUGUUAGAAGAUGUGAAAGGGUGCAUGGAAGACGUUAACACAGAAUUGGAGCAGCAGCAGCAGCAGCAAGAAGCCAUUGGUUUUAUGAUAAAGAAUGCAAUGCUGUAUCCGCGUGAAGUGGAGAAAGGACUAUGGCCAGAAGAUUAUUCUCUCUCUGAUCAUGCUAGACUCACAGCUGUGUUUUCACCAGCAAGGAUGAGAUGUUCGGCCACACAAAACUGAACCUACCACCUACCAUACCUAGCUGGCUCCUUCAUGGCACUAGUAGUGUUCAGGCCUAUUAGAAUUGACCAAAAAAAAGGUUGUGAAAUACAAGGUAUACCAAUGGAAAAAGUUUCAAUUUUGAGACAAGUUUGAUAUAGGGAUAAACAAAAAGUGAUGUUUUUUCACUUUCAAUUUCAAUCCUUGCCAAACAUGUCCUACCAUUAACUAUUAAUCUGUCAUGUAUAUGAGCCUGUGGAGUCAAAUUACUGUAUGCUGUAACAAGUUUUGGAAAGCCCUGGCCAUGCUUUUUUCUGGUAAUGGGAUAGCAAUGUAAAGAUAUUUUUGCAAUGUA